Rotaria sordida is the source of this 1125-nucleotide messenger RNA. The record is from the annotation of a GenBank genome assembly. Lineage: Eukaryota; Metazoa; Rotifera; Eurotatoria; Philodinida; Philodinidae.
AUGGAAGAUUUACAUCCAAUUGUUAUUGAUAAUGGCUCAGGGGCAAUCAAGGCCGGUUUUGCUGGUGAUGGUCAACCAUACACAAUUUUUUCCACUGUUAUUGGCCGUCUAUGUCAUUCUACAAUCGUAUCUGAAUUCAGUCGUAAAAAUCAUUAUAUUGGAAAUGAUGUAAUAAAAAAUAAAAAAAAUUUAUCUAUUCAUUAUCCAAUUGAACAUGGUAUUAUUACAAAUUGGGAUGAUAUGGAAAAAAUUUGGCAUCAUACUUUUGCUAAUGAACUUCGUGCUGCACCUGAAGAACAUCCUGUUUUACUUAGUGAAGCACCAUUAAAUCCUAAAGCUAAUCGUGAAAAAAUGGCACAAAUUCUUUUUGAAAAAUUUAACAUACCUGCUAUGUAUGUAGCAAUGCAGUCUGUUCUUUCAUUUUAUGCGAUUGGUAGAAUACUUGGUGUUGUUCUUGAAAUUGGUGAUGGUGUUUCACAUACAGUACCUAUUUUUCAAGGUUAUGCUAUACCACAUGCAAUUAAUCGUCUUGAUUUAGCUGGACGUGAUUUAACUGAUUUUAUGGUUCGAUUAUUAGCCGAACGUGGUUAUGCAUUUACAACGACGGCUGAACGUGAAAUUGUUCGAGAUAUUAAAGAAAAACUAGGUUAUGUUGCAUUAGAUUUUGAACAAGAAUUGUCAUCUUCCAUUCAUUCAAAUAAUGUCGAAAAAAGUUAUGAGUUACCGGAUGGUCAAAGGAUAACUAUUGGUAAUGAACGUUUUCGAUGUUCGGAAAUUCUUUUUAAACCAACGAUCAUUGGUCAACAAGAAUUAGGUAUUGCUGAAAUGGUUUAUAAUACAAUUAUGAAAUGUGAUAUUGAUGUACGAGAUCGAUUGUAUCGUAGGAUACUCUUAUCAGGAGGAACAACACUCAUUCCGGGUUUGGGAAAUCGAUUACAUAAAGAAAUGAUAACAUUAGCUCCACAAGCAACAAAGGUUCGCAUUAUUGUCGAAUCAGAACGAAACUAUGCAGCAUGGCUUGGUGGUUCAAUUCUUAGUUCAUUAUCAUCAUUUCAAAAAAUGUGGAUAACACAGCAAGAAUAUAAUGAAUUCGGUCCAUCGAUUGUACAUCGAAAAUGUAUGUGA